Molecule: messenger RNA, 2725 nt
Organism: Polypterus senegalus (gray bichir)
Lineage: Eukaryota; Metazoa; Chordata; Cladistia; Polypteriformes; Polypteridae
Product: E3 SUMO-protein ligase ZBED1-like
Exons: 4
Coding region: 780-2543 (587 amino acids)
Molecular function (GO): DNA binding; protein dimerization activity
Source: RefSeq, a predicted model, not a curated record
UCUACCUGUACCACCUUUGCGAUCUACCGGUCGAUCGCGAUCAAUGCAUUGGGCACCCCUGCCGUAGAACUAGCUAACGUAGGGGAUUUCAUUAGUAGUAGUAGGUUUAAAUAUUAUGUUACAAUAGGUAAACUGCAGGUCUUGUACUUUGAAUGUUAGGUGGUAUACAUGUAUCAAGUCUUAUUUGCGGAUGCUUCGAGAUACUUGAUUAGUAUGGGCUGCAGUUACGGUAAACAAGAAUAAAUGUUUCUGACAAAGACAGAUUUUUUUUGGAAAUUACUAUAAAUAUGGAUAGCUGCCUUCUCUUUGCUUCCAGUGCAUAAGUAUCUUUAGGUCGGCGUCUGUAUCAAUCGAUGAAGUGUCUACAGGGUCGUCAUUAACAAGGCUAACAUGGGGUGAAGUAAUUGGCAGUGUUGAUCAAAGUAAUAAACGACAGAUCUCAGUGACAUUUGGCUUUGCCUCCCCUUCAUCAUCUCACGUGCACUUUUUAAACAAGCUUUAAGGUGUCAUUUUGAAACGUUUUGUGCGUCAAAAGCUCAGCGUCUCAUUUCCAAUGCACAUGAUGUGAUGUUCGUGACACCUGGAGCUUAUACCUGUGAAUGUCACAGUGUCCAAAACACUCACCUGAUCCCAAUUCAGUCUAAUACGCACCUAAACUACUUAAAAGUAGUAAUGCAUGCGUCCAAGUUUGAAGGUUAUUUUUUGGAGACGAGUGAGGUGAGAUAUAAACAUACCAAUAAUACGACUAAUCUACUUUGCGAUUACAUUUAGGAUACCCGAUGGAAGGUUCAUGCAAGAGGUCUCGAUCUCUGGUGUGGAAUUACUUUGAUUUAGUAUCUCCAUCAAAGGUAAAAUGCAUGAUUUGCGACAAGCAACUUGCAUUUAGCAGUAACACGUCUUCAAUGCUUCGUCACUUGAGGUCGACGCAUCCUGGCGUUACAGAGGAGUACGACAAUCCCGCUGUAUCUGCUCACACUGGAACUUCUAAGCAAGGCAGGCAAGAGGAACUGGAUGAGGCUUUGGUUGACAUGGUGAUAAAAGAUUUGCAGCCCUUUUCUACUGUCGAAGAUAAAGGCUUCAAGGCUUUUGUUAACAAACUGGACCCCAGCUACAUCCUCCCAACCAGAAAGGCACUAAAAGCCAUGGUUCAGGCCAAGUACUGUGCAGCCAAAGAGAAGGCAAUGGCUGAGGUAAAGCAGGCUACUUAUGUCAGCCUGACCUCUGAUAUGUGGACUUCAAUUAAUAUGGAUGGUUAUCUGGGUGUCACAUGCCAUUAUGUCACAGCUGAAGCCAAACUGGCCACAGUUCUCCUUUGUGUCAGCCAAUUUCCCCAGACACACACUGCUGCUCACAUCACGGAGUCCAUGAGUGGGCUAAUGACUGACUGGGGAAUCAGUGGCAAGAUACACUGCAUGGUGACUGACAAUGCAGCCAAUCUUGUUGCCACUGCCCAGCUGCUGAAAGUUCGUCAUGUGCCAUGCUUUGCCCAUACCUUGAAUCUGGUAGUAAAGAAGGCAAUUGACCAGACACCCAAGCUCCAGGUAAUUCGCCAAAAAGCAAGGAAAAUUGUGUCUUUGUUCAGGUCAAGUUGCAAUGCUAAGGAAAAAUUAUCGGAGAUGCAGCAGCUAAUGGGCAGGCCAGUGCAGAAGGUGGUUCAAGAAGUGGACACCAGAUGGAACAGCACUUACGACAUGCUGCAGCGUCUGUAUGACCAACGUGAGGCAGUUGGUGCUGCCCUCUCUAAUUUAAAUACAGAGGUUGUUCCCUUAACAAGUGGAGAGUAUGAUAUUAUUAGUGAAUGCCUGACCCUCCUUCUUCCACUAAAACAUGCAACAGCUGAGAUGUCUGCAGAAAAAAUGGUGUCGGCAUCAAAAAUGAUCCCACUAUAUCGCAUGUUGCAACACACAAUCUCGGAGAAGAGUACCAAGGUGACCAGAGAGGAGUCCAUACAAUUAGGUGUGCAUCUGAAGGAAAGCUUGCGCUCCAGAUUCCAUACACUGGAAUCCACCCGGGUUUUGGCCUUGGCUACGCUGCUGGACCCAAGAUUUAAAACUAUUGGCUUUGGCAAUCCAGACCGUGUCAGAGAGGCUGAGAGACAACUCACCUUGGAAUGUGCAUCCCUAAUGCGGUCCUCUCCAGACACUGUGCACGUGACACCCCAAGAGCCACAGCCUUCAACAUCAGCCCUGGCCCCAUCCUUGGAAGCAGCAUGUCCCACAGACAAUCUAUGGCAACUUUUGGACUUGCGUGUUUCCGAGGCUCAAAGAGUCCACAGUGCCACUGCAGAUGCCACUGUGGAGGUGCAGAGAUACCUAAUGGAUGCUUAUCUUGGUAGACAAGAAGAUCCACUCCUGUAUUGGAAGGAGAGAAUAACUGUUUACCCCAGUCUUUAUCAGCUUGCCAUCAAGUAUCUUUGUCUGCCAGCAACGUCUGUUCCCAGUGAACGCAUUUUUUCAAAGGCUGGGGAAGUCCUCUGCAAAAAAAGGAGUCGCCUGAAGCCCAGCACAGCAGAACAAAUUAUUUUUCUAAAUAAAAAUGACUAAAACCGCUGCACUCGCCAACUUUAUUGCAAGCUUCCCAGGUCAAAGUUCUUGAGGAUCCACAUCCUAGUGAUACUUGAUGCAACUGGACAGAACUGGUUGGGGUUUUGUACAAAUUUGUCCACUCAUGUUUUUGGGUUAUUGCAAACUAUGUCUUUAUUUAAAAACUUAAUUUGAAAUAUCAA